UCUUGAUUUUGAGAGAGAUGGCAGAUAACGUGUUUGGCGAACCCAUCACAAACGCAACUUUGGAGGGCAUGCGAGAGUAUGCAUGUAGGCGGGAGCAAAUUGAAAGAAUCGACAGGGCACGCGUGGCCAUGAAUAUGAAAAAUGCGGCGGGGAAGGACGCGAAAGCGCGAGCACGUGUGGAAAAAUUCAAGGCAGAAUCCGGUGCCGGAAUCGCCACUCUCUGCCUUGUUUACAAUGCUACGGGAAGCACUCUAGAAUAUGUUGGUCAAAAAGAUUGGAUUGGCCUCAUGGGAAAGUCCCCAUACCCACCACUUAUUGCAAAUGGCCAGUGGGCUGCGUUUCUGCACGUCAGAGUUCAAUGGGGCUCUUCUGCCGCUGUAGUGUAUCGCGGCAAGAACGCUGGUGGUACGAACUGCGACUGGAUGCUGAGUUGGGCCAACCCGGAGGACAGGGUUAAAUGGGACAACAGGCCAUCCUCAUUCCUUUACAAUGCGUAUGUGCGUGUGCAGGUCUACACGGAGAUUCGCAAAACUAACCACUUUAACAAUGAAGCAACUUGGGUCGAAGUCAAUAAACUCUUGUGUGCUACUCGGUCUCGGUUCUACCAUAAGGACACAUGGAACGGAUGUGUUUCAAUGAUCUCAACUGGCAGCGGCAUUUUCCCAAUUGUUGAAGGAAUACUCACUUUAGAAAAUGUCUGAGUUGGUGCAUUUGUACCCACUCACUUUAAUUUCUCGUAUGCAUGCAUGCAUGCAUGGGGACUUUUAAUAAAUUGGU
This is a messenger RNA of Pyrus x bretschneideri (Chinese white pear), 777 nucleotides long. Its product is annotated as 23 kDa jasmonate-induced protein-like. The transcript is spliced from 2 exons. Lineage: Eukaryota; Viridiplantae; Streptophyta; Magnoliopsida; Rosales; Rosaceae. The coding region runs from base 18 to 701 and encodes 227 amino acids. The record is from RefSeq and is a predicted model, not a curated record.